Molecule: messenger RNA, 1727 nt
Organism: Lycium ferocissimum
Lineage: Eukaryota; Viridiplantae; Streptophyta; Magnoliopsida; Solanales; Solanaceae
Product: tryptophan synthase alpha chain-like
Exons: 12
Coding region: 1-1476 (491 amino acids)
Biological process (GO): L-tryptophan biosynthetic process
Cellular component (GO): chloroplast; cytosol
Molecular function (GO): tryptophan synthase activity
Source: RefSeq, a predicted model, not a curated record
AUGGUAAUGCCCCAAAUUCUGAUAUUUGGUCUUGUACCUGCAAAAUUACAGCCCAAGUUGACAAAUCUACCGGUUCAAUCAAUAUCGUCUGAUACUCUGCUAACUUUGCUAGAGAUGGAGCCUUCAGGUGAGAUUACAAAGGGUAGGAUGGAACUUGAUGUUGCUGAAGCGAGGAGGUCUCAAAAGAAGAGAUUACGUGUCAUUCAAGCUAAAUUAGCUCAUUUUGUAAAAGUUGAAGUUAUGUUUCGUUCUUUCCCAAAAGAUGAAGCAAAUGGGUCUGACAUUAUGUUAGAAGCGAUACUGGAGGCAGAAGUGGCAAAUAAUGGCCAAAGAGUUUUUCUCGCAGCCAGCAAACCAAUUAAAAAACCAAAAAUAAGGGGCCUAAGUGUGAACUUCCAUUUUUGUCUUACCCCAAUCUGGCCAUCUUUCCUAAAUCCAGCCACUAGACCGUAUAAUAUACCCAGUGAGUGCUUUCGCCGCUUUUUCUCAUCAAUCUCAAUAUUUAUUUUUUUCAGUAGAAAGCAAAUUCUUAAUGGUAUGGCAACUUUUCUGAAAGCAACCCAUUUCAUUAGUUCGAAUAACAAGCUCCAAAAUCACCCUUUUCCUCAUUCAUAUACCCAAUCUCUCAAGGUUUCUACUUCUCGCAAACCUCCCAUGGCUGCCUUUAGCACCAAUGCAACUGUUGGUCUUUCUGAAACUUUCAUUCGAUUGAAACAACAAGGCAAAGUGGCAUUAAUUCCAUACAUCACUGCUGGAGAUCCUGACCUGGCAACAACUGCAGAGGCACUGAAAGUGCUGGAUAAAUGUGGUUCAGAUAUCAUAGAACUAGGAGUGCCUUAUUCUGAUCCGUUGGCUGAUGGGCCAGUCAUCCAGGCUGCUGCUACACGAUCACUGAGUAGAGGGACCAACUUCGCCAAAGUUAUAUCAAUGUUAGAAGAUGUUGUUCCUCAGUUGUCCUGUCCGGUUGCCUUGUUCACGUAUUAUAAUCCAAUACUUAAGCGCGGUGUUGAAAAGUUCAUGGCCACUGUAAGAGAUACUGGUGUACACGGACUUGUUGUUCCAGAUGUCCCUCUAGAGGAAACUGAAAUGUUGAGAAAGGAAGCUGCUAGGCAUAAUAUUGAAUUGGUAUUGCUUACAACACCAACUACUCCAACAACUCGCAUGAAAGCCAUUACUGAAGCUUCAGAAGGAUUCGUAUACCUUGUGAGCGCAGUCGGAGUUACUGGAGCUCGUGAAUCUGUGAGUUCUAAGGUUGAGUCUCUCCUGAAGGACGUUAAAGAGGCAACAUCUAAACCAGUGGCAGUCGGAUUUGGCAUUUCAAAACCGGAGCAUGUUAAGCAGGUGGUAGGAUGGGGAGCUGAUGGUGUCAUUGUUGGUAGUGCAAUGGUAAGAAUAUUAGGUGAAGCAAAAUCGCCGGAAGAAGGGUUGAAGGAAUUAGAGGUCUUCACCACAUCUUUAAAGUCUGCCCUCUCUUGAUCAGUGGUAGAAUUUAUGUUUUUGUUUUGUCAAGCUUGGGGCCAUCUCAUUUUUCAAAAUUAAGCUCUUAGAAGCAAAUGAAUCUUGAAAAUAGAUCAUCUGAUUUUAAGCUGAAGAUUUUGACAUUCAUAUUCUAGCUUGUAUUAGAUGCAAAAUUGUUUUCUAUGGUAUUUCAACUUUUGGGCAAAGACAUAUUUUUCCCGCUAUAUUGGCAAAAACCGAGUGCCAACUACUUUUGGCAAUUCACCUGA